AGUUCUCGCGAGAGUGCAGGUGUCUUCGCAUCGGUGGCAACGGGGUCGGAGGCUCAACAUGGAAGCUCUCGGAGACUACGUGUGGCCGCGGGCGACCUCCGAGCUCAUACUCCUCCCUGUUACGGGGCUGGAGUGUGUGGGGGACCGGUUAUUAGCGGGUGAGGGGCCUGAUGUCCUGGUAUACAGCUUGGAUUUUGGUGGGCAUCUGCGGAUGAUGAAGAGAGUGCAGAACCUGCUUGGCCACUAUCUUAUCCAUGGGUUCCGGGUUCGGCCAGAGCCCAGUGGAGACCUGGAUUCAGAGGCCAUGAUAGCUGUAUUUGGAAGCAAGGGACUCAGAAUUGUGAAGAUUAGCUGGGGUCAGAGCCGCUUCCGGGAGCUCUGGCGCUCUGGCCUAUGGAACAUGUCCGACUGGAUCUGGGAUUUGCGCUGGCUUGAAGGUAAUGUGGCCUUGGCCCUGGGUCACAAUUCAGUGCUGCUGUAUGACCCUGUGGUAGGAUGCAUGCUGCAGGAUGUACCCUGCAUGGACAGAUGCACCCUCUCCUCAGCCUGCCUGAUUGGAGAGACCUGGAAGGAACUAACUAUAGUGGCAGGCGCUGUUUCCAACCAGCUUCUAGUCUGGUACCCAGCAGCUGCUCUCGAAGACAACAAGCCUGUGGCACCUGACCGACGGAUCAGUGGGCAUGUAGGUGUCAUCUUCAGCAUGUCCUACCUGGAAAGCAAGGGCUUGCUGGCAACAGCUUCAGAAGACCGAAGUGUUCGUAUCUGGAAAGUUGGUGACCUGCGGGUUCCUGGGGGUCGGGUACAGAAUAUUGGACACUGCUUUGGACAUAGUGCCCGUGUAUGGCAGGUCAAGCUGCUAGAGAAUUACCUUAUCAGUGCAGGUGAAGACUGUGUGUGCUUGGUAUGGAGUCAUGAAGGUGAGAUCCUCCAAGCCUUUCGGGGCCACCAGGGCCGUGGUAUCCGGGCCUUGGCUGCUCAUGAGAAACAGGCCUGGGUUAUUACUGGGGGUGAUGACUCAGGCAUUCGUCUGUGGCACCUGGCAGGGCGUGGGUACCCGGGAUUAGGGGUCUCGGCUCUCUGCUUCAAGUCCCCUAGCAGGCCAGGUACCCUCAAGGCCGUGACACUGGCUGGCUCUUGGCGACUAUUGGCAGUGACUGAUACAGGCGCCCUGUACUUCUAUGAUCUUGAGGUCAAAUGUUGGGAGCGGCUGCUAGAGGAUAAGCACUUCCAGUCUUACUGCCUGCUGGAGGCAGCUCCUGGUCCCGAAGGGUUUGGACUGUGUGCUAUGGCUAAUGGGGUAGGUUGUGUCAAGGUUGUCCCCAUCAACACUCCAACUGCUGCUGUGGACUGUGCCCUGUUCCCUGGGAAGGUCUAUAGCCUGAGCUGGGCCCUGCGUGGCUAUGAGGAGCUCCUGUUGCUGGCCUCCGGCCCUGGUGGAGUGGUGGCUUGCCUAGAGAUCUCAGCUGCACCCUCUGGCAAGGCUAUCUUUGUCACAGAACGUUGCCGGUACCUGCUGCCCCCAAGCAAGCAGAGAUGGCACACAUGCAGUGCCUUUGUGCCCCCAGGUGACUUCUUGGUGUGUGGGGACCGUCGAGGUUCUGUGCUGCUAUUCCCCUCCAGACCAGGAGUGGUCAAGGACCCUGGGUUUGGAGGCAAUGCUGAGGCUGGAGCUGGGGCACUCGGAGCGGGUGGUGGCACUGGUGGGGGUGAGAAUGCUGUGGCUGAGUGGAGCCCUGUGUCUACCCUCCAUUCUCUGCAUGGGAAGCAGGGUGUGACCUCAGUCACCUGUCAUGCUGGGUAUGUGUAUACCACAGGGCGGGAUGGUACCUACUACCAGCUCUUUGUUCGAGGCAGCCAACUCCAGCCCGUCCUACGGCAGAAGACCUGUCGGGGCAUGAACUGGGUAGCUGGGCUUCGAGUGGUGCCUGACGGGAGCAUGGUCAUCCUGGGUUUCCAUGCCAACGAGUUCGUGGUAUGGAGCCCCCGCUCACAUGAGAAGCUGCAUGUGGUUAGCUGUGGAGGAGGCCAUCGCUCCUGGGCCUUCUCUGAUACCGAAGCAGCCAUGGCUUUUUCCUACCUCAAGGAUGGGGAUGUCAUGCUGUACCAGGCUCUGGGUGGCUGCACCCGGCCACAUGUGAUCCUCCGGGAGGGUUUGCAUGGCCGGGAGAUCACCUGUGUAAAACGUGUGGGUGCCAUCACCCUGGGGCCUGAAUUUGAAGUGCCCAGCUUGGAGGAGCCUGACUACUUGGAGCCUGGUAACGAGGGGCCUGGCCUGACUGACAUCGUGAUCACCUGCAGUGAGGAUACUACUGUCUGUGUCCUGGCGCUCCCUACGACCACAGGCUCAGCCCAUGCCCUCACAGCUGUCUGCAAUCAUAUCUCCUCCGUGCGAGCUGUGGCUGUGUGGGGCCUCAGCACCCCAGGUGGCCCUCAUGAUCCUCAGCCAAAUCUGACUGCCAAUGUAGUGUCUGCAGGUGGUCGAGCAGAGAUGCACUGCUUUAGCAUCAUGGUCUGUCCCGACCCUAGCACUUCAAGUGGCCUUGCCUGCCACGUCAUGCACCUUUCCUCCCACCGGCUAGAUGAGUACUGGGACCAGCAACACAAUCGGCAUCGCAAGAUCAAGGUGGACCCUGAGACCAGCUCUCGUUUUAGGUACAUGUCCCUUGCUGUCUGUGAACUUGAGCGCCCUGGCCUUGGCCCCCUUGUGGCUGCAGCCUGUAGUGACGGGGCCGUGAGGCUUUUUCUCUUGCAGGACUCAGGGCGAAUUCUGCAGCUUCUUGCUGAAACUUUCCACCACAAGCGCUGUGUCCUCAAGGUCCACUCCUUUACACACGAGACCCCCAACCAGCGGCGGCGGCUGUUCCUAUGCAGUGCAGCUACUGAUGGCAACCUGGCCUUCUGGGACCUUACCACUGUGCUGGACAGUGGUUGUACUGUCCUUGAGCCUCCAGCAGACCCUGGCCUUCCCUCCCGGUUAGGCACUCCCUGCAUGACUCUCCAGGCCCACAGCUGUGGUGUCAACAGCCUGCACACCUUGCCCACACAUGAGGGCCACCAUCUUGUGGCAAGUGGCAGUGAGGAUGGCUCCCUCCACGUCUUUGUGCUUGCUGUGGAGACACCAGAGCUGGGAGAAGCUGUGGGUGAGGCUGAGUUGGUGCCCCAGUUGCGUGUGCUGGAAGAAUAUUCUGUCCCCUGUGCACAUGCUGCCCAUGUGACAGGCCUCAAGAUCCUGAGCCCCAGCCUCAUGGUCUCGGCCUCCAUUGACCAGCGUCUGACAUUCUGGCGCUUGGGACAUGGUGAGCCCACCUUUAUGAACAGCACUGUGUACCAUGUGCCAGAUGUGGCUGACAUGGACUGCUGGCCUGUGAGCCCUGAGUUUGGCCACCGUUGUGCUCUUGGGGGCCAAGGGCUUGAGGUUUACAACUGGUAUGACUGAGGUGUCCACGGUGGCCGGUGUGCUGGGUAUGGGGCCUACUCACAGGCAGUGGAGCAGGGAUCGACUGUCUGUGCCUGUACCCAGCAUGCCUCAAGGAGAGGUGGUGGUGGCCAUGGGUUCCUGACUCCAUAGCAGGACUAGAGGUGAGUUGAGUGCUGCUUGGGUGGACAGAGAAGACACCCUGUUCCCUACUAUAGGUGUAACAAGCAAUUUAUUUUGGUUCCAAGGUCCUAACAUCUGUGGCUAUUAUUUUCUUUUCCCAGUUGAUGAUUUUGUAAACAUUCCCAGAUGUUGAGCUCUCUGUGGUGUUAGAUGUGGCUCAGUGGUGGGAGACCCAGCAUAGCCAGGCCAGCGUGGAGCACCUCACGAAUGGCUCUUAGAAGUUGCAGGCGGGCAAACAUCUGACCAAAGAGAUGUGGCCGAGCCUCCUGAAGGAGAAGGGACCUACUGGUCUCAUCCUCUGCUUCACUCUGUAGCCUUCUGCACCUCCCACACACACCCUUCUGCUGUGUGCUCACCCCUAGUACGUGUACCCGGUUGUAGUAUGAACUGAAGUCCAUGCUGAGCUGUACCAGGAACUUGCAUACCUAGAGAUAGAGAUUGAGUCACUGGCUUGUGUCUUUGGCCCAGAAUAAAGUAGAAUGUGUUGUGUC
This is a messenger RNA of Fukomys damarensis (Damara mole-rat), 4089 nucleotides long. RefSeq names its product WD repeat domain 6 (gene Wdr6). The coding region runs from base 59 to 3436 and encodes 1125 amino acids. Gene Ontology annotation, cellular component: cytoplasm. The transcript has 6 exons. NCBI's taxonomy places the organism in Eukaryota, Metazoa, Chordata, Mammalia, Rodentia, Bathyergidae. The record is from RefSeq and is a predicted model, not a curated record. Gene Ontology annotation, biological process: tRNA methylation. Gene Ontology annotation, molecular function: protein binding.